ACGAGCACCACUCACCCACCACGACGUUUACGGCGACCACAACACCCGCAAUCGUCCUACAUCCCGCCUAACCCGCCAACCAUCUCCUCGUAUCCCCAACACGCCUACGCCGACCUUCAAAUUAACGCCUCGAAUCUCUGUAUAUUGUCAACCGUCGUUUCUUUUCUUCAUUCCCUCCUCUGCAGCAUCGGGGUGCCUCUCCUCGACAACUCCGCGGCCGAAUGAUUGUGGCGAAGCGGUGACGGAACCGUCCCAGCCGUGUUUCUGCUUGGUUGUUUCAACUCAUCAACACACAAACUAUCGCAAACGCCCAACAUGGCGACUCCUCUAGAUGGCAUCGUCAUCGGAUUGCUAUCAUCCUUUGGCUCUGCCGUCAUAGUAGCCGUCAUAUUCUUCGUCAUAUGGUUCUUCCGUCACACCGCAUCCGGUCGCAUCUUCCUUGACCGCAUCGGCCGUCCUGGCGAAUAUGACGAUGAGCAGGCAUUUGCGAGAGAGGAAGCCGAGGCCCUGGAGACGAUGGAUGAGAUGCAAAGAGCAGAGUAUCAACGAGCAAAAGUAUACAUACAAGGAUACCCACCCGAUUCGAUCCAGACGGACAUUUCAUUAUCUCAAUAUUUAGCUAUUCAAGAGAAGGGCGUGUCAGCAUGGGAGUUUGAGCCGGAGUUGGAGAUUGCCAACUGCUUUGUUGAAGCCAGGACCGAGAUCGAGUUCUUCGAUUCCGAGUGUACAGUCAUGAGCAAUCUGCCUGUGCCAAAACAAAACGAAGUAUACUAUUGGGAGGCGAAGAUAUACGAAAAGCCCGAAAAUACGUUAUUAAGUAUAGGCAUGUCUACGAAACCUUACCCGCUAUUCAGGCUUCCAGGAUACCACAAAUAUUCUGUUGCCUACACAUCUACAGGCGGGCGGAGAUUUAAUCAACCCUUCAUGCCCACUCCUUACGGCCCCCCCAUAGUCCAAGGUGAUGUAAUUGGUGUGGGAUACCGCCCUCGAACUGGUACUAUCUUUUUUACUCGUAAUGGUAGGCGGUUGGAGGAUGUCGUCCACGGCUUAAAGGCACAAAAUUUCUUCCCUUCAGUUGGCGCCAAUGGUCCAUGCCUCGUUCAUGUCAAUUUUGGACAGGCUGGCUUCGUCUUUAUCGAGGCCAAUGUAAAGAAAUGGGGGCUCGCGCCGAUGACAGGCAGUUUAGCGCCUCCACCGCCGUAUGGAAGCGAACAAGGUAGUAUCCUACUAGAGUCCGGCCGUAGGAAGGACGAGACUCCAGGAUCGCCAUCACGAACCCAUUCCUACUCGCAAUCAUACCAGGCAUAUACGAGUCGAGGUCCAUUACAGGAUUUGGGUCACGCACGAACGCGCAGCGGUAGCUACCGGGUUUUGCCACCCACCAGUCCGGGACCACAGAGAAGUCCUACGGAUAUUUCCUUGGCACAACUGGUUCCUACGGAUGAGGCAGGUGAGGGAAGUACUGCUGGCCAUGGCUUUGCGCCCCCCGGAGAACAUGUAAUCGAUAUUACUGGUCUAACCCAGCAUGAGGCCUCACAUCCACCACCCGAAUAUACGAGUCCUGAACAUUCCGAUGAGGAUGGCUCAGGCAGCGGUUCUGAAAGUGACGUUACUCCUUUAAUAAGGACACCAGCGCGGAGUCGUGGGGCUUCUUCCGCUGCCGCCUUUCGUCCGCGACACCCCCCGAUACCCAGCUAUAGCGACGCUGUGCGCCAAGGCGCUGGUAGGGAUAGAAGCCGAAGCGAUACCAGUGCUAUGCCAAGGAGGAGUGGUCAGUGAGAUUUUUUAAACUGGCCGGCUUUUUUUCCCCCUUUGGACUGGAGUUUGUCGGGCGCUAGGACGGAGGCAAAGGCAGGGCAGGCGGCUUUUGUUCAAUAAAUAAUCUGGGGUCUCAGGAGAGGAUAAAGAAAAAUUGCCAGCCUCCCAGU
Messenger RNA from Xylaria bambusicola, 1928 nucleotides. Its product is annotated as ssh-4. Lineage: Eukaryota; Fungi; Ascomycota; Sordariomycetes; Xylariales; Xylariaceae. The record is from RefSeq and is a predicted model, not a curated record. The transcript has 3 exons. Bases 316 to 1779 code for a protein of 487 amino acids. Gene Ontology annotation, molecular function: protein binding.